CUUGUGCUGAAACUGUCUAGUCGCGUUCGUUUGGGAGGACGGUGUGUCGGGCAUUCUGUUGAUUUAGGAUAGUUAAGGAGAGCUGUGGUGUGAUGUUAUCGGUUUGGUUUUGCAGUGGGUUUAUAAAGUAAUAUUGCAACGGAACUAUUGAACAUUAUUUGUGCAUCCCUGUAUUUGGUUGCGCAAACUUUGAGUAACUGUACGGUGUACACAUGUGUGUACCGGCGUGUAACCAGUGUAAUGAUGUCGGAAUUGUGAUUUUGUACAGUGUUUACUAUACAAACAUAUGACGGAUUACAGGUCAGUGUUUUUUAAAUGGCCAUUCCUAUAGCGGUCCUGGACUGCGACCUCCUCCUGUAUGGUCGUGGUCAUCGGACGCUGGACAGGUUCGACAUAGAAACGGUAUCGGAUGAGUUUUUAUUAACUACCUUUGGCUUUCCUCGGGAAUUCAUCUGCUAUUUAGUGGAGAUGCUGGGCGAGACUCUCUCGCGUCCCACGCAGAGAUCGAGAGCGAUUAGCCCAGAAGUACAAAUCCUCGCCGCUUUGGGCUUUUACACCUCUGGGUCCUUCCAGAUACGGAUGGGGGACGCCAUUGGCAUCAGCCAGGCUUCCAUGAGCCGUUGUGUCACUAACGUGACCAAAGCGCUGGUAGAGAAAGCAGCAGAGUUCAUUGGGUUUUCCAGAGACGAGGCGACCCAGCAGCAGGCCAGGGAAGAGUUCUACAGAGUCGCAGGAAUCCCCAGCGUUCUGGGGGUGGUGGACUGUGUCCACAUCGCCAUCAAGGCGCCCAAUGCUGAAGACCUGUCUUACGUGAACAGGAAGGGCUUCCACUCCAUCAACUGCCAGCUGGUUUGUGACCCCAGAGGGUUGCUGCUGAGCGCUGAGACACACUGGCCAGGGGGACUGCUGGACACUGCAGUAUUUCAGCAGUCAUCUCUGAAGAGGCUGUUCGAGGAGCAGGACAGUCAUAACGGCUGGUUGCUAGGAGAUAGCAAGUACCUUCUCAAGAAAUGGCUGAUGACACCUCUUCAGUACCCAGAAACCCCUGCAGAAUACCGUUACAAUAUGGCCCACACCGCCACGCACGAGAUCAUCGACCGGACCGUCAGGGCGAUGCAGACCCGCUUCCGCUGCCUGGACGGGUCCAAGGGCUAUCUGCAGUACUCCCCAGAGAAGUGCUCCCACAUCAUCCUGGCUUGCUGUGUGCUCCACAAUGUAUCCCUGCAGACGGGCCUGGAUGCCUGGACUUUCGAACGGACAGAAAACCCCGAGCAAUCAGAGGAAGGGUGCGAGCCAAUGGAAUCCAUGGACUCAGAGGCAUUCCGGAUCCGGCAGGAACUGAUACGCAACCAUUUCAGUUAAUACGUAUAUACUGUAUCAAACAAAAACGAGACUUGAGCUAUGAUCCUCGCUAAGGGAUGUCUCCUUGAAGAGUGUGCUUCGUCACAUGCCACGUUUAUAUGCGCAAUCUAAUUGGGUGGGUGUUUUGAUCAGAUUCAGUUCAGAAGCAUCAAUACCUCCGAAUAUGAUUGAGUUUGACAUAUAAACUCUGCACAUUUGUUUCCAGCUUAAAUAAUCAUUUCCAAAAGGAUUGAUUCCUUGUGCAUGUGUUUAGCAGCUUUUAACGCUGAAGAGUAGAGGUCUGUAAUUCAAUGGGACGUCAGUUUUCAGGAUGCUGGUUACAAACUUGCCGUCUUGCCCUCCCAGAUUCACAACCACUGUUUUCUUCAACAAGUCACUGCUAGUAUAAAGGGAGCCUCUGAUGCUAGUCUGCAUUAUUCUGAUAAUUACAAAAAUGUUUCUAUCACCUUAUUUAAAGAGCAUCAAACAUACAUUUUUGUGUUCUUUAUUUUCAUCCAUGUCCUUAUCUAUUGUUGUUUAAUAAACUGCUAUUGAGAUAUUUUGAAAGGA
Molecule: messenger RNA, 1911 nt
Organism: Acipenser ruthenus (sterlet)
Lineage: Eukaryota; Metazoa; Chordata; Actinopteri; Acipenseriformes; Acipenseridae
Product: putative nuclease HARBI1
Exons: 3
Coding region: 316-1362 (348 amino acids)
Source: RefSeq, a predicted model, not a curated record